This is a messenger RNA of Phialemonium atrogriseum, 1113 nucleotides long. RefSeq lists its product as uncharacterized. Lineage: Eukaryota; Fungi; Ascomycota; Sordariomycetes; Cephalothecales; Cephalothecaceae. The coding region runs from base 1 to 1113 and encodes 370 amino acids. The transcript has 3 exons. The record is from RefSeq and is a predicted model, not a curated record.
AUGGAGAUAGAACUCCUCGUCAGGCCCAAGAGCAUCCUAAUGUCUUUACUGACUGCCCGUGGCUGGAGCCAAGAGAUUACAUUCGCAACGAACAACAAGCAGCGCAAGCAAGACAACCGUGAUGCUCUUCGGGCGGCAAUCGCCCAGGCACUGACAACCCAAGGCCUCAGAACUGGCGUGCGGGUAGAGGAAUAUAAAAACUGGACUGUCACCGACGAACCGAGUCUUGAUGAAGUUCCAGGAUUCUGGAGGAUCGAGCUCGUUUCACGAGCUAUGACGACAGCUGAGAAUUGGCAAAGAGAAGUUGCCGAUAUCUUCGAGGCUAUGUACAAAUACUGCGACAUAACCCUCACCAAGGGUUGCUCGAUGCACGUCCACGUCUCGCCUUCCCUCGUGGCAACCAACCAGACCAUGUACACGAUGGACGAUGUGAGGAAGGUGCUCAAGGCCGUGGCAUACUUCGACGAUCCCAUGACUAGGAUGAUGCCAGCCGACCGGAAAGCCAACGAAUGGGCCAAAUCUAAUAUACAUAGCGAUACAACCCCAAGCAAUGUCAAGCAGACAUACCUGAAGGUGCGCCAAAACACCUGGAAGCCCCUAUUCAGGAUCUACGACAACAUCAAGAACAAGCACCACUUGCUGCUCGAGUUCAGCAAGGAUAAAUUCCUGUCGUGGAAUUUUAGGCAUUUGGUGGACGAGUGUGGCACCAUCGAGUUCCGACGUCCUCCGGGUGUCCGAACGGCGGCAGCUGCAAACCAUUGGGUCUCCUUCACUCUGGGCUUCGCUUCUGAGGCCCUGAGGGUGGAUUGGAGGUCAGUGGAAGAUACCACGGGCUACCCGAGCGUUGAAAACCUCGCCACCUUUGUGAAAAGCGGGAUCGUCAGGCUGGAACAGACAUCUCGGGACGCAAUUCUUGAUGCCCUGCUAGUCGAGGACAUCUCGCCAUCAACGGUUUAUUCUGCUGCCGAGCUUGAGAUAAUCAAGCGCAAGAAGGCCGAGAAGGCAAAAGCACCGAGCCCAUUUGCCGAAAAGGCCAAUUCACGCCCGAACACCCCGGCGUCAAGGACCAGCAGUCCUGGGGCGCAGUCGACUUCCUCGCGCGGGAAGAAGUAA